AAUCCAACAUGGCGGCUGCCAUGGAGCUGAGAUGCUGGGGAGGAGACUGGGGUCUGCCUUCUGUCCACACGGAGUCCCUCAUAGUUCUGGCAUAUUCCAAGUUUUCAGGAGCACAAGUUACAGUUUCUCCCAUAGACUGGACCUGGAAAACUCUUACAGCAACAGUCCCAGAGUUGGUUUGUGGAGAAGCUGCAGUUAAAGAUCCCAAUCAGAUUCUCAACUUCCUGAGAAAACAGAGGUUUAAUGCCGACUAUGAGCUCACAGCAAGACAAGGUGCCGACACAAUGGCAUACAUUGCUUUGCUUGAAGAGAAGUUACGACCAGCUUUGUUGCAUACCUUCUGGGUAGAUGCAGAAAACUAUGCCAAUUUGACACGACCGUGGUUUGCUUCGCGUUCACCAUUUCCACUCAACUUCGUAGUCCCGAGUCGCCAUGCCAACAACGCCCUCUCCAGGAUCCUGCUGACAAAAGGAGAGUCGCCACUACACAGAAUCACUGAAGUUGAGGGAAAGAUCUACAGUGAUGCUAAAGAGUGCCUUAAUCUCCUCUCCUACAGACUGGGAACAGCAAACUAUUUCUUUGGCAACUCGCCAACCAGUCUGGAUGCCUUUGUGUUCGGUUUUGUGGCUCCUCUCCAUAAAGCCAGUCUUCCCAGCAGCCCUCUGCAGAGCCACCUCAGUCAGCUUGACAACCUCACACGUUUCUGUGACAACAUCCUGGCACUUUACUUCAGCUCCAACCACCCAUGUCCUCCACCUCCUCUUCAGGAAAAAAAGGAUGCCAACCUCCAGAAACUAACUCAGCUUGUAAAUAAAGAGUCCAACUUAAUAGAGAAGGUGCUUCUGCUUUGCUUUUCUCUUGUUUGCAUGGGUUCACAUUUGCACUUGGCAGAUGGACGAUAACCUUCGCAGCAGCAGCCCUCAGCACAAACCACACAGACCAGAACCCAAACCCAGUCUGGCUAGUGAGAAAAACUCCACACCUGCAUAAUCUCCAGAUAUUCAAACAAGAAAAAACUGUCAACGAAAGGUGCAAAUCUUAAUCCCACUCAAGUCAGUAAAACAAAAAUCAUCAGAUUUAUCUUGAAGGGAAAAUAACUUUAUUAAUGAAAGUAUGACUAUAUAAUUAUAGGAGAUAAUAUAGUCAUGUAACGUUUAAUUAAAAGUCUAUGUCAAAAUAAUGAUGAUAGAUUUUAAAGAUGUUAGUAUAAAGAUGGAAAAGUGCAUGUGUGAGCUUGUCGAAUAAGUUGAGUGCAUGUAUGUGGUUAAAGAUGGAAUGCUAUGAAGUGGUGCACGUUGAGAAGGACACGGAAAGUUAAAAUGAAAGCCAAAGGAAAUGAAAAGUCCAGCAGUGAAAAUAAGUGGCACCUCUGCGUCGAGCCCAUGUUCAUUUUCUUUCAACUUUUAUCUCAUUGUACGUUUCUCAACAAAUUCCAUGGUAUUUUUUGUUUUUAUGUAGAGCUCAGUGUCACUACAUUAGAAGCACCAUGAACACAGACCUGAGUUAAAGACACCUUCAUCCUUAAAGGAAAACAGUGUUUAAGUGUGAGAGUAUCACUGCGAUUAUCUCUGUAAUUAAAUCUGUAUCUAGCACUGUUUCAGAUCCUUUGUUACCAUUCUGAACACUAAUCUUUCCUAACAUCACUGUAAAUAUUUCCUGUAAAUUCUAGUAACACUUGGAUUAGUAUAAUGUACAGUAUGGAUGCACUAAAGGCUGUAGGAGAACUAGUAAUUUUAUUUUUGCUCUUCUGCUUUGUAAAGCUUGUAUAGUUGUAAAUAGCUUUAUGACUAUAAUUAAUGCAAUCACUCUACAGAUGGUUUUAUUAAAUAGGGUUGAAUAGUUCACAAUCAUUGCUAGACAAUAGAAUUAAAGAAAGGGCCUUAUAUGUUAAACAUUAAUGCAGAAUAUUUGGGAUUCAUUUGUGUGUGAGAUAUUUUUCAAGGAGUAUCAGAAAAACAUCUCUUCAGCCUUUUUCUGUGUUGUGUAACCUCUGUGACAUCGAUCCACUCACUUCUGUUUUUGCCUGUUUCUAUUUUCGUUGUUUGCUGUGCCUGUUUAAUACUGACCUUGUCUAAACCCAGGUGUCCCUUUGAAUUGCUGCUUUUUUUGUGUGUGUAACUUUCACAGUCUGAAUGAACCAGGACUGUGAAAGAAAAUGUCCACUCUUCAUCUUCACUGACCUUUUCCUGAACAUCCUCACUACUCAAAAUUACCGGACCAUCAUUGUGACUCUUUCCUGUGUGAAGUGCUAAUACUUCUAAAGAGAAAAAUUAUUACAUUCCCUUUAAAGCACCAUCAGAGCGUGUGUCAUCAGUGAAAUGAGACAACAAACAGGCUGGUGAGGACCAUCGGGUUGUGGUGUGCCUUCAUGAACGCUAAUGUCUUUGUUUGUACCAUUAACAAAAUGCUAAUAAUGUCCUUUAUAAUUUUGAUAUUUCCUUACAAAUUAUAUCUGUCAUUGCUGUUACUGUUCAUACUGUGGAUGGUUGGUGACAACUAUCUUUUACCAUUGCAAUAAAUAAUUCAACUAUG
Messenger RNA from Sphaeramia orbicularis (orbiculate cardinalfish), 2532 nucleotides. RefSeq names its product metaxin 3 (gene mtx3). Lineage: Eukaryota; Metazoa; Chordata; Actinopteri; Kurtiformes; Apogonidae. The record is from RefSeq and is a predicted model, not a curated record. Gene Ontology annotation, biological process: mitochondrion organization. Gene Ontology annotation, cellular component: cytoplasm; SAM complex. The coding region runs from base 9 to 902 and encodes 297 amino acids. The transcript has 9 exons.